CUUGUGCAGUCACAGUGACUGUGACUGUGUCACUUGUACUCUAUUCGAUAACACUUGGGAACUGCUAUCAAAUCAGCUGUUCCCAAACAAAGAAUCAGAACGAUUAACGUUGCGAAAAACAGCAGAGAUAAAAUAAAAAACCAACAAAGAUAAAAAUACAACAAGUGGUUACACAAAUUGACAGUUACGGCCAAAAAUUAUUGCCUAGCACAGUCAAUAUCGAUAUAUUAAAAAGAGAGCGAAUUAUGAAUUUAUCUUUCGCUGGCUGCGGUUUUUUGGGCAUUUAUCAUGUCGGUGUCGCAGUGUGUUUUAAGAAUUUUGCGCCGCAUUUAUUGCUGGAAAAGAUUGGAGGUGCAUCAGCUGGAUCCCUAGCCGCUUGCUGUCUGCUUUGCGACUUGCCGCUGGGCAGCAUGACAUCUGAUUUUUUCCGUGUGGUGAAUGAGGCACGACGGCAUUCGCUUGGACCGUUCAGUCCUUCGUUCAACAUACAGACAUGCCUGCUCGAGGGAUUACAGAAGCAUCUGCCCGAGGACGCACAUAAGCGGGUCAAUGGACGCCUACACAUCUCACUGACGAGCGUUUUCGAUGGCCAGAAUGUAAUCAUCUCGGAGUUUGAUUCGCGCGAGGAAGUGCUGCAGGCGCUGCUUUGCGCCUGUUUUAUACCCGGAUUCUCUGGGAUUUUGCCGCCGCGCUUUCGUGGUGUACGCUACAUGGAUGGUGCCUUCUCGAACAACCUGCCUAUACUGGACGAGAACACAAUUACAGUGAGUCCGUUCUGCGGCGAGAGCGACAUUUGUCCGCGCGAUCAAAGUUCACAAUUGUUCCACUUCAAUUGGGCCAACACAAGCAUUGAAAUCUCACGACAAAACGUCAAUCGAUUUGUGCGCAUUCUCUUCCCGCCACGUCCCGAGUUCCUCUCCAAGUUCUGUCAACAGGGCUUCGAUGACGCACUUCAGUUUCUGCAUCGCAACAAUCUAAUCAACUGUCGACGCUGUGUGGCUGUUCAGUCCACAUUUGUUGUGUCGGAAACGGUGGCACAACCUCCAGAGUUCGAUCCCGAGUGCCAUGAAUGUAAAAAGCAUAGAAAGGACGCUUUAAGCUCAAACAUGCCACAGACCGUGCUGGACGUAAUACAAGAUUACAUUGAGCAGGCAAACAAAGGCUUGGCCAACUGGAUCUUUAAGCAUCGAGGAAUCAAACUGCUCUCGCUGCCAGCUACCGUUCCCAUGGACUUUUUGCUGGCCACAGUGUACAAAAUAACAAGUCUGACACCAAAGCUGACCAAACAAAUGCGUCAAUUGGUUGCCCAGUUCAAUAAUGCCAUACAAAUGCGUUUGUUUAAUAAAUUUACGCUAUAUGAUCAGCCACAUUUCGAUGCCACAGGAUUGUUGCAUUCAAGCCGUUUGUAUGGACCACGAGUUUCUAUACUUGUCGAUGAAUGCGGUGCAACACCUUUAAAUGAUGAUGUUGAUAAUUUUGAACAUGUUCUCAAGAUGAGCACACAUAAUGACGCUUUGUAUGCCUACUAUUAUACGGACAAUAGCACGAAUCAUGUCAAGGUAACCGAAAUAUUUGAUUUUGAUGAAAUGACGGAACAUGGGGAACUGGCAACUGAUUUGCAACUAUACGAGGGCUCCGUGGAGGACCAUCCCAAUCCUCGCCAGCCCCAUUCCCACAAUGCCGUCGUCAGUGAAUGGAAUGGCGUCGAGUCCGAUUUUUUCAUUGACGCUCAAACACCUAAUUCAAACGAAUUGGGGAUGCCAGGAGUUCAUCAAUCGCUAUAUUUUAACACCUUUAAUAUUGAACACAACACAACCGAUUUCAAUGUGCCCCAGACUGAACAAAAUUCGAAUAGUACGUCUAACGAUUUGUGUAUAGAAAUUGAAUGAGACCCAACAUGACACAGACUCAAUAUCGAAUUUGAAACGCAACAUUUCCAAAGCGGCUCGUAGCCAAGCGAAGAGCCUUCUAGCUUUCCGUUAGCUUGUAAUACUUAUUAUGAUCGUAGUACGAAUACGUAUGUACCUAUGUAAUUUAUAUAUUUUAUGUAAUCUCUUGGCACACAAAUGAACUUUUGUUUUACACUUGCCCGUUCUCAUUUACAAUUUAAAA
Messenger RNA from Drosophila innubila, 2112 nucleotides. RefSeq names its product 1-acylglycerol-3-phosphate O-acyltransferase Pnpla3-like. NCBI's taxonomy places the organism in Eukaryota, Metazoa, Arthropoda, Insecta, Diptera, Drosophilidae. The coding region runs from base 246 to 1889 and encodes 547 amino acids. The transcript has 4 exons. The record is from RefSeq and is a predicted model, not a curated record. Gene Ontology annotation, molecular function: triacylglycerol lipase activity. Gene Ontology annotation, cellular component: cytoplasm; membrane; lipid droplet. Gene Ontology annotation, biological process: triglyceride catabolic process; lipid homeostasis.